AUGGCCUCCCUUGCUGCAGCAAAUGCAGAAUUUGGCUUCGACUUAUUCAGAGAGAUGGAUAGCAGUCAAGGAAAUGGAAAUGUAUUCUUCUCUUCCCUGAGCAUCUUCACUGCCCUGACCCUAAUCCGUCUGGGUGCUCGAGGUGACUGUGCACGUCAAAUUGACAAGGCACUUUACUUUAAUACCCCAUCAAGACAAGGAGACUCUUCUAACAACCAGCCAGGACUGCAGCAUCAGUUGAAAAGCGUUCUUGCUGACAUAAACUCAGCUCAUAAGGAUUAUGAACUCAGCAUUGCCAACGGACUUUUUGCAGAAAAAGUGUUUGACUUUCAUAAGAAUUACAUUGACUGUGCUGGAAAGUUAUACAAUGCCAAAGUAGACAGAGUUGACUUCACAAAUGAUAUAGAAGAAACCAGAUAUAAAAUUAAUAAAUGGAUUGAAAAUGAGACACAUGGAAAAAUCAAGAAGGUGCUAAGUGGAAGCAGCCUCAGCUCAUCUGCUGUCAUGGUGCUGGUGAAUGCUGUUUACUUCAAAGGCAAAUGGAAAUCCGCCUUCACCAAGAGUGAGACCCUCAACUGCCAUUUCAGGUCUCCCACAUGUCCUGACAAAGCAGUUGCUAUGAUGCAUCAAGAACGGAGGUUCAAUUUGUCUACAAUUCAGGACCCACCCAUGCAGGUUCUUGAGCUCCAAUAUCAUGGUGGCAUAAGCAUGUACAUCAUGCUGCCCAUGAAUGACCUAUCCCAGAUUGAAAGCAAGCUGAGCUUUCGGAAUCUAAUGAACUGGACCAGUAGGAGGAAAAUGAAAUCUCAGUAUGUGGAGGUGUUUCUUCCUCAGUUCAAGAUAGAGAAGAAUUAUGAAAUGAGGCACCAUUUGAAAUCCCUUGGGUUGGAAGAUAUCUUUGAUGAGUCCAGAGCCGAUCUCUCUGGAAUUGCUUCUGGAGGCCGUCUCUAUGUAUCAAAGCUGAUGCACAAGUCAUUCAUAGAGGUCACGGAGGAGGGCACCGAGGCCACUGCUGCCACAGAAAAUAACAUUGUUGAAAAGCAGCUCCCUGAAUCCACAGUGUUCAGAGCUGAUCACCCCUUUCUGUUUGUCAUCAGGAAGAAUGGUAUCAUCUUAUUUAUGGGUAAAGUUUCUUGCCCUUGA
Messenger RNA from Onychomys torridus (southern grasshopper mouse), 1143 nucleotides. It is a transcript of the gene Serpinb7, whose product is annotated as serpin family B member 7. The coding region runs from base 1 to 1143 and encodes 380 amino acids. Gene Ontology annotation, biological process: negative regulation of endopeptidase activity. NCBI's taxonomy places the organism in Eukaryota, Metazoa, Chordata, Mammalia, Rodentia, Cricetidae. The record is from RefSeq and is a predicted model, not a curated record. Gene Ontology annotation, molecular function: serine-type endopeptidase inhibitor activity. The transcript is spliced from 7 exons.